This is a messenger RNA of Physcomitrium patens, 2778 nucleotides long. RefSeq lists its product as uncharacterized. Lineage: Eukaryota; Viridiplantae; Streptophyta; Bryopsida; Funariales; Funariaceae. Gene Ontology annotation, molecular function: glycosyltransferase activity. The record is from RefSeq and is a predicted model, not a curated record. Gene Ontology annotation, cellular component: cytoplasm.
CAGCUGUUCGGUGCCGGAAUUGCAGGCUGCUUUCGAAGCAGCCGAUGUUUUUGGAGGGCGCGCGAUUGAUCGAUCUAUCGCCUUAGCUACAGUCUGAACUAUGCUAAAUAUAAACCCACUUCGAGGCAACAGUUAUCUUCGUGUGUUGGAUGGGUACCCAUUGCAGUAACAAGCUAGGUUUCCCUGCAAGCUUGUACUGGAAUCACAUUCCGCCGGGUGAGAGCUGUUUUGGAGAUUGAGAGAAUCGAGUCAUAUCUAGAACGGUGAAAUUGCGGGUGUGAGUGGUGGUGUAUCGUUGCGAGGAAUGUAUGUCUAGUUGGGUUUGCCUGUGUAGUGAGGGGAGUAUGGUAGAUGUGAGUGUGGUUUUGGAGUUUGGUGGCUUGGGGCCGUCAUGAAAGUGGGAUGCAUGGAUUGUGCUUGCGGUUGAAGUUGCGGUGGAUUAGUUCCGGCAGGGAGCCGAUUCGAAGAUGAAGAGGUUAGCGAAGCAUUCAACUGUGCAAGGGGUGGUGUUCUCUCUUCUAUUUGCGAUAGUUCUCCUGAUUUCUCUUUCUGUGCUUCUGAAUCGAAUCUCUUUCGGGGUCUCUUCCAACCAAGGGUUUAAUCUCGCGGAGGUCUUCUCCGGGUCGCCUGCGAUCAAUGCUUCAGUCCCAGGCGCUGCGCCGUCGCUCGACAGUGGCGGCGACGCGUUGGAAAUACCCGACACAGACGCUGUUAUCACGAGCGAAGAGUUUGGCAAUUUCAGCUCUACGGCCCCUGUCGUAAACUCUCCAAGUCCACGUGAUCCGGUAUCAAAUAGAACCCGAACACAUAGCAGGAGUUCGCAUCUAGUUCCCGCUAAGUCGCCAGCCCCUGUGGAGGCAAAUGAUGAUGAUUCUGUCGAAGCGGCGAACGGCGAGAUACGAGACAACAGAUCCGAGGGUGAAGGCCCAAAAGGUCAGGUUGGCACAUUUUUCGAUCCAGAAGUACGAAACCCGCCACCGAUUGGGCCAGAGAGUGGUCUAGACGGCCCGGUUGUGGAUGGCCCAGAUGAGGAUGGCGUUAGUAGACUGGAACCUUCGGAGCUCACAAAAAUACCUCCAGAACUAUCACCGUUGCCGGGAUACUCUGGAGACGUUACUGUUAACUCUAGCCCGAUUGCGAUUUCUUCAUCAACGAAUGGAGUUUCUAACCAAACUCCGGUGCUCAACAGGGGUGAUGCGAGGCAACAGCGAAUGUUUCAGCCCGCUGGAUUGCCGCAUUACUCGUUUGUUAAGUUCAGCGCCUACCGGCAGUCACUGCGCACAUUCUUUGUUAACGGGAUAUCCUCGUACGUUGCCAGAAGCUUCGACAAAGACAAAGUUGCGCACACUUGCGAAUGGCACCCUGGGAAUGGAUCCCUACCCCUGUCAAUGCACACGGAUCCGGGUGCAUUCGUGGAAACGACGGCGGAGCAUAUUUACAUGAAGAGUGACGAGAAUAGAGGAACCUACAGUCCUACCAUCAUUAAUUGUACAUUCAAGGUGCCAGUGGGUGCGAAUCGCUUGGGCGGUUUGUUGGUGCUGCGAAUUUCCACAGGCUACGACCGCUGGGAAAAGAAUUUGCCCAUUUUGGCCCUCGAGGAGCAAGUCAAUGAGGUCAACAUUGUCUCAACUCCGCCGGAGAAGAUUCCAUUCAAGUAUGCCUUUUGUGGAGCUCCCAUGCACGGGACAGUGCGCGCAGACUGGAUUUUGCAUUGGAUGAAGUAUCACCAUUAUCUCACGGAGGGCAGCGCUCACUUCUUCUUCUACAACCUGGGAGGUCUCGCGAAUUCCGACAGGCCGGUCUUCAACGAGUUCAUUAAUGCCGGCCUUUUAAGCAUCACUGAUAUUUUGGAUCCCAAUCUUAGCUGGGAUUAUCCAACUUGGUAUUUCCACCAAGUGCUCCUCAUCAACGAUUGCCUCCAUCGAUCUCGAUUCAUGGCAGAGCGCGUAUUUUUCUUUGAUUAUGAUGAAUUCUUGCAGGUUCCUGCUCCGGACUCGCUUAAAAUGUUCAUGAGGCGGCACGCGAAGGAACCUUGGAUCAGUUUUGGUAGCAUAUACGCCAACACCAAAGACUGCCGAUUGCCAAAGCCUGGGGAAUCCGAGACUCUCUUUGAGCGCAUGGUGUGGCGUCGUCCGAGACCCGAAUGUAGAAUUCAGCAAGCGAAAUAUGAGGGUCCUCCCGUUGAUGCGUUGCAUUGCAUAGGUCCACUCGGCAGGCGCAAAUAUGUCGCCAACCCUCGAAAGACAUUCGCCGCUGGGGUGCAUUGGGUCACUAUACCCAAAAAUGGGCUGGACCUUAGUGGCAAUGGGGCGCACAUUUUACACUAUCGCAGUGCACCGUUACCAAAGACUAGGCUCUGUUCAAACAAUGUGACGAUGGACGGUACUGACGACGACGGAGAAGCAAGCGUCUUAGAAGACGGCUGGAUUCAAGAUGACCAAGUCUCUCAAAUAUUCAAAAGGGCCAAGUCCUACCCCAUUGUUCCCUUCAUUCGGAACGCUGCAGCGGGAGGCUUCUAGUAGCAACAAAUCAUUUUUAUUUUCACCUGAAUCGUUACGUGGAUCUGUAGCUCAUGUUCCACAACAACCCUUUUCUACCUAUCAAAGACGUAGAAUGUGUACAGAUCUGAGGCGCCAUUUAAAUUGUACGUGUUGAAUUCAUUCUAAAACUUAAGCCAAGUGAUUCACCACUUGUGCUGACGAUCAAACCAAAACUUGUGCUGUCAAUCAAUCAAUCAAUCAAUCAAUCACGUUGUAAAACCAAGUCCCAUUCCUAGAC